Molecule: messenger RNA, 1918 nt
Organism: Helicoverpa armigera (cotton bollworm)
Lineage: Eukaryota; Metazoa; Arthropoda; Insecta; Lepidoptera; Noctuidae
Gene: JMJD7
Product: jmjC domain-containing protein E
Exons: 10
Coding region: 108-1901 (597 amino acids)
Molecular function (GO): protein binding; 2-oxoglutarate-dependent dioxygenase activity
Source: RefSeq, a predicted model, not a curated record
UAUCUUGGUCAGAUGACAGGCGCCAUUUUCAAAUUUGUUUAAUCGAUCAUUCUGGUAUUACGAGAAGAUUUUACUUUAAACAUAUGAAUUAAUUAAUAGAUUAAACCAUGAAUAAAACACCGAAAUUAUCUGAAUUAAAACAAAGCGAAGAGAGAAUGAGAACGCAAGCAAAAAAAAUACUACGACAGAAGUCCUCGGAUAUCUUGAAAAAACAAACGCAUUUGUUCAUGCAUGACAAAUGCCUUACGAAGAUACCCGUACCCAAGAAUCCAAAUCACGUAGUUUACGCAUACUACCAUAACAACCAAAUAUCGAAAAUCGAAAACUUCGAAAAUUUAUACAAUAUAACCCAUUUACACUUGCAAUGGAAUAAAAUAACCAAACUGGAAGGUUUGGAAGCCAUGCACUGUUUAAAAAAGUUGUAUCUGGGCAAUAACAAGAUCAGCGUAGUAGAGAAUUUAGAGGGAUUGAGGUAUUUAGAAGAAUUGCAUAUAGAAAAACAGAAUUUGGACGGUUCAGAUGCCUUAUGCUUCGACCCGAGAUCCAUCAUUUAUAUUGGUGCCUCGCUAAAAAUACUAAAUGUAUCCGAGAACAAAUUGACUGACAUGGCUUGGGCGAAGCCUCUGAGGCGACUCGAAGUCCUCAUAGCAAAGAAGAAUAUGCUGCAUGAUUACCAAUCUACUGCUGACGAGCUUUGCACGCUGUUGGGGCUAGUGGACAUCAAUUUCCUGGGCAAUCCCAUGACGAGGAAACACCGGUAUAAGGAGACCAUCAUCGCGAGGUGUUCGCAACUGCGGGUUUUGGACACGGUAUCCAUCCACAAUACUUCAAAAACGUUCAUGCGCAACUUCGACAAAAUAGUCCGUUUGCGUCAGCUACAUGAGAAGAAUAAAAUCGAGACAACCCGGAAAGGGGUGGACGAAUUCUUCGAUCUCAACAUGUUGCCUGGACCGAGAGCUCAAAGUGCUCUUUCUAUUUCUGAGAUAUCUAAUGUGAAACCUAAACCAGUGACAGCCUUCGAUUCCACAUACGCGUUUAUGCCACGAGCGUUUUGGCGAACGCGAAAGAGCCCAUCUCCACGCGAGGGCAUUGCACCCCCAAUGGAGAAAAUCAUGCCAGAUAAGAAGGUAACGGUAGCAAUUACUCCAAAUGGUUUAGCCGACGGUAUAACUAAGAAUGACAAAGGAGAAGAGGUCUUUGUAACUCCUUGUGAAGUUCAAAUGACUAUGUUGGAGUUUUUGGAUGGCUUGAAGCAAAAGAAAAAGGAGUACAUCCAGUACAUACAAACACAGAACUCCAACUUGACUACAGACUUCCCGGAGCUGCUACCGGACGUGUUCACAGAGAUACCGUUUGCCAGUGAAGCGUUUGACAAGAUGCCCGAUGCUGUCAACUUCUGGAUGGGUGAUGAGAGAGCUGUUACUUCUAUGCACAAAGACCCUUACGAGAACAUAUACUGCGUGAUAGACGGCUACAAGGAUUUCAUUCUCAUCCCCCCCACCGACCUACCAUUUGUGCCAUACAAAAGGUACCCUCAAGCCGAGUUCACGUACAAAGAUGGCAAGUGGGAUAUAGUGCCAACAGAAUCUAUGGAAGUGGGCAAGCAGACAGAUACGGGGCAGGAAGUUGGGUUAAAUGAGGAUGUUGAUCAUGCUGAAGGAUUGCCUUGGAUUAGUAUAGAUCCCCUAGCCCCCAAUUUAACAAAGUACCCAGAGUACAAGAAAGCUCACGCGUAUAAAGUUCGGGUGAAAAAAGGCGACUGUCUGUACCUGCCUAGUCUAUGGUUUCACCACGUGCGACAAAGUCACGGCUGCAUUGCUGUCAACUAUUGGUAUGAUAUGGAUUUCGACGUUAAAUACUGUUACUUUAAAAUGCUGGAGAAAUUAUGUGGCAAAUAUUGAAGAAACUUGAAAGAAAU